UAUACGGACUUGUAGGCCCAUGAUCUCAGCUGGACCAUGUGUAGAGAAGUGAAGAAGAAACAAAAGAAAGCUCUCCAUUGGUGUUGAAUGCUGAAAAUGUCACAUGAUCAAUCCUUGACCCCUUACGAACAGAGACUGAGAGAUGAAGUUAUUUACCUUCAUUCUCUCUGGCACAAGCCCCCUCCAAACCCUAAUUCCUUCGCUCCAUCCUCAACCCUCCAUGUUUUCCAUCCCACCUCCUUCAAAAAAACCAAACGGAACAAACCCACUUACCAAAAUCCCCAUCAAAACACUGUAUUUUCAGAAUCUGGGUCCGCCCCACUUCAGCAAAUGCAGUACAAGGUGGUCCAACAUUGCAGCGAGUUUCUCUCCAAAAGUUUCGGAGAAGACGAUUCUUUUAUUGAUGAUAAGGGCGUUGAGGAGAGUGAAGAAUUCAAGUUCCUUUUUGGCUUCUUUGUGGAGCAUAGAGAAUUGAGGGACUUGUACGAGAACAACCAAGAUUCCGGAGACUUUUACUGCUUGGUUUGUGGACACACUCAGUUGUUCAAGGGCUGUUUCAGCCUUGUGCAACAUGCUUUACAAAUGUUGAAUGUGAACAGAAAAAGGGCUCAUAGAGCUUUUAGCUUGGUUAUUUGCAAGCUUCUUGGAUGGGAUAUCAGUAAGCUUCCUGUCAUUGUGCUUAAGGGCGAACCUCUCCGUCAGUCGUUGGCCAAUUUGGGCAAGACCCUGAACUAUUUAAAUGAUGAUGGUAAAAAAGUUUCAGGUAUGGAAGGGGGAGUGACAGAUUAUGAGUGGCCUUAUCCAAAGCCUGUUGAUGAGUUCACAUCAACAUCAUCUGGAUGGCCUGCACUAAAUCCUAAAAAGUCUUCAGUUAUAAAUAAAGCAACUGCCGAAGAGCUAGCAAGAUUUUCAAUGGCACAGUUGCAACAGCAGUGUGUUGAAAAAUGUAAAAGUCUUUUAUCAGUUUUAUCUGGUUCAGAGAGUGAGGAAGAUGAGAACGACAGUGACAAUGACUCGAUUGAUGAAGAUGUAUCAGAGGAAUGUGAGGAAUACAAGGUGUUUUUGAGGUUGUUCACAGAAGAGAAUGAGUUGAGGGAAUAUUAUGAGAAGCAUUACGAAGAUGGGGAAUUUUAUUGUAUGGUUUGUGGUGCCAUAAGGAAGAAGGUUUGGAAGACAUAUAAGGGUUGUAUCGCGCUUGUACAGCAUGCCAUUGCAAUAUCUAGGACAAAAAAGAAGAGGGCUCAUAGGAUGUUUGGACAGGUUAUCUGUAAGGUUCUAGGUUGGGAUAUUGGUCGGCUUCCGACAAUUGUAUUGAAGAAAGAACCUGUGAUGGCAGAGUUAGGCAUGCUGCAGAAUUCUCUGGAUGAUAAUGAUGCUAAAGUACAUGUUGAUGGUCUUGAAAAGGAAAACUUCAGAACUGAUGAAUCAGGAGUUGUGAAUCAUGAGACCAGUGCAACAGAGGGUGGAACUGAAGCAAAUAAUAUAGCAGAUGAUUUGGGGAAUGAUGGUCUCAAUCAGAAAUAGAAACGUUUUCGAUUCAUCCUGUCAAUUUGAUAUGAAUAUCGUAGUAUGCAGAUUCUUGCAACUUCCCUGUUGUCAAAUUGAUGAAGAAGGGUUCUGAUUUGAAUGGAAAGGAUCUCCGAUACCACAGAUGAUGAAAAUAACGAUGACACUAGAGCUUCCAUGUGAUGUGAUCUGAAGCGACUUACCGACUCAUAUCAAACUUAUUGUAUACUUUUGUUUCCUUAAAAUGAUAUGCUUCACGGGAAGUUGCAAUGCAAUAGAUUAUUUACAUCUUUGCAUAGGAUAAAGAAAAGUAUGAAACAGAUUAAUACAAAUGUUUUCAUAUCAAA
Molecule: messenger RNA, 1853 nt
Organism: Mercurialis annua (annual mercury)
Lineage: Eukaryota; Viridiplantae; Streptophyta; Magnoliopsida; Malpighiales; Euphorbiaceae
Exons: 6
Coding region: 88-1524 (478 amino acids)
Source: RefSeq, a predicted model, not a curated record